UGUGACGGAGGAUUAGACAACAUCAGUGGAGUCAUGCUUCACACAGCCAUAUCAUGCUGGCAGCCAUUUCUAGGUCUGGCUGUGUUGCUAAUUUUCAUGGGCUCCACCAUAGGCUGCCCGGCCCGCUGUGAGUGCUCAGCACAGAACAAGUCUGUCAGCUGUCACCGGAGGCGCCUGAUUGCCAUCCCCGAGGGCAUCCCCAUUGAGACGAAAAUCCUGGAUCUCAGCAAGAACAGGCUGAAAAGUGUCAACCCGGAGGAGUUCACAGCUUUCCCUCUGCUGGAGGAGAUAGAUCUCAGCGACAACAUUGUUGCCAACGUCGAGCCCGGAGCCUUUAACAACCUGUUUAACUUGCGCUCCUUGCGCCUGAAAGGGAACCGUCUGAAGCUGGUCCCUUUAGGGGUCUUCACCGGGCUGUCAAACUUAACAAAGCUAGAUAUCAGCGAGAACAAGAUUGUCAUUCUGCUGGACUACAUGUUCCAGGAUCUGCACAACCUCAAGUCCCUUGAGGUUGGGGAUAACGAUCUGGUUUAUAUCUCUCACAGGGCCUUCAGCGGACUGCUCAGCUUGGAGCAGCUGACUCUGGAAAAAUGCAACUUAACAGCUGUACCAACAGAAGCCCUUUCUCACCUUCACAACCUCAUCAGCCUACACCUGAGACAUCUCAAUAUUAACCUUUUGCCUGCAUAUGCCUUCAAGAGAUUGUUCCACCUGAAAAACCUAGAAAUAGACUAUUGGCCUAUGCUGGACAUGAUCCCUAUCAACAGCCUGUAUGGCUUGAACCUCACCUCUCUCUCCAUCACCAAUACCAACCUGUCCACCGUCCCUUAUUCUGCUCUGAAGCACCUGGUUUACUUGACCCACCUGAAUCUCUCCUACAACCCCAUUAGCACCAUUGAGUCGGACAUGCUUGCCGAUGUGGUGCGCCUUCAAGAGCUCCACAUAGUUGGGGCCCAGUUGCGUACCAUCGAACCCCACGCAUUCCAAGGACUCCGGUUCCUCCGGGUGCUGAAUGUGUCCCAAAACCUGUUGGAGACCAUCGAAGAGAACGCAUUCCACUCCACCAAAGCCCUGGAAAUCCUCUGCAUAAGCAACAACCCGCUGGCUUGCGACUGCCGCUUGCUUUGGAUUUUACAAAGGCAGCCCACGCUGCAGUUUGGGGGCCAGCAGCCGAUGUGCGCCGGCCCGGACAGCGUCAGAGAGAGGCCCUUCAAAGACUUCCACAGCACCGCCCUUUCUUUCUACUUCACCUGCAAGAAGCCCAGGAUACGCGACAAGAAGCUGCAAUACCUGGUGAUCGAGGAAGGCCAAACGGUGCAGCUGCAGUGCAGUGCAGACGGCGACCCUCAGCCCACCGUCGCCUGGCUGACGCCGCGACGGAGACUGGUCACCACAAAAUCGAAUGGGAGAGCUACGGUGCUGGGAGACGGCACCCUGGAGAUCCGGUUUGCCCAAGAUCAAGACAGCGGGAUCUAUGUUUGUGUGGCCAGCAACGCUGCUGGGAACGACACCUUGUCAGCCACCCUCACCGUCAAAGGGUUUGCCUCCGAUCGUUUCCUUUAUGCCAACAGGACUCCUAUGUACAUGACAGAUUCCAAUGACACCAGCUCCAAUGGAACCAAUAUGAAUACAUUUUCCCUGGACCUUAAGACAAUACUGGUGUCGACAGCUAUGGGGUGCUUCACGUUCCUCGGGGUGGUUUUAUUUUGUUUCUUACUACUUUUUGUGUGGAGCCGAGGGAAAGGCAAGCAUAAAACCAACAUUGACCUCGAGUACGUCCCCCGUAAGAACAAUGGCGCGGUUGUGGAAGGGGAGGUCCCGGGACCACGCAGGUUCAAUAUGAAAAUGAUUUGAUGGUUGUGU
Molecule: messenger RNA, 1863 nt
Organism: Zootoca vivipara (common lizard)
Lineage: Eukaryota; Metazoa; Chordata; Lepidosauria; Squamata; Lacertidae
Gene: LINGO2
Product: leucine rich repeat and Ig domain containing 2
Cellular component (GO): plasma membrane
Molecular function (GO): protein binding
Source: RefSeq, a predicted model, not a curated record